Molecule: messenger RNA, 1517 nt
Organism: Puntigrus tetrazona (Sumatra barb)
Lineage: Eukaryota; Metazoa; Chordata; Actinopteri; Cypriniformes; Cyprinidae
Product: mediator of RNA polymerase II transcription subunit 26-like
Exons: 4
Coding region: 162-1388 (408 amino acids)
Biological process (GO): regulation of transcription by RNA polymerase II; positive regulation of gene expression
Cellular component (GO): nucleus; mediator complex; core mediator complex
Molecular function (GO): transcription coregulator activity
Source: RefSeq, a predicted model, not a curated record
UGGGAGUUUAUUAAUUUGCCUGCAUGGACACGGGUCGUUGCGCUCAGAUGGGGUGGCAGUAAAGUGGUUUCGUAUGCGAAACGUCUGCAUUUUUGCAGAGUUUUGUAAGUAGUACGUGUUCCUGAUAUAGCAAAUCUUUCAGUGGAUGUUUUUCAAAGACAAUGAAAAGGGCUUCGUCGAGACCUCAACAACUCAAAGAUCAGCUCCUUCAGGCCAUCGAUUCUCUAAAUAAUCAGAUACAGAACAUGAUGGCUUUUUUGGAUGUGAUAUGCUGCCUGGAGAAGCACCCCAUGACUAAAGAGGCUCUAAUGGAAACCAGGCUUGGAAAGCUGAUCAACGAUGUGAGAAAAAGGUGCACGGAUGAAGACCUUGUUAAACGUUUAAAAAGUCUUAUACGCCGUUGGCAGAGGCUGGUGGAGGUAAAUGAAGUCACAGCGAAAGAGCUCUCAAGCCCUGCAGACAAUUCAACAUCUGCUGAAUGCGUUUCUGGAUCAACACAUACCCCUGUUGAAAAUUACAGCAGAGCUCGUCUUCACAGCGCCACUGGAGAGAGGACUGAAUUGUCCGAGGAUUCUGUCCCAGCUAAAACCGUAAAAUAUCCAAAUAAUUUUAGAAAAAGUAAAAUACCUAUCCGUGCAAUCAAACCAUAUUCCUCGUCCAUCAAGCGUAUAUCUCUGUCCGAUCAUCAUUCCCAAAAUGCCAAUGGUAUCGCACACCAGCACAAGUUUGAAAGAAACACCACCUCUGCCGAUCACACUGACGAAAAGCGCUUUUUGGCUGCCAAGGCACCGGGGCAAUCCACUCCACUUUCCAUUGCUUCCAAUCUACAAAAUACAUACAAAGGUCCUUCAGACCUUCUCAACAUACUCAAACCUGCUACGCUAAAUGGUAAUCUCAAUGAGGUCUCCAGCACAGUGUCAGACGCAAACAUAAUGGGUUAUGAGGAUAAGACGAGCAAGAAACGGCGUAACAUUCACACCGCCAAAGUCGAUGGAGAAGACAAACUAGCGUUUGACCCCCGUACUCAACAAAUCAAACCCGUAUCGAGCAAAACAUUGGCAAAAGAUUGCCAGAGAUCAACGGGAAGCGAAAUCCAGGACAGCGAGCAUCUGAAAAACAGCCUUUGUUUAUUCGAACAGAGAAACUUUCGGAGAGAGACGUCACAAAGCAAGAUGAUUCAGAAUAGCUUACUGACUCCUGAAAAGGCAGGGAUGAGCUUUUCUCUGGGUGAUAUAAGAAAAACCCACGGGUUUAUUCCAGAGUUCCCUGUCACAGACCUUCCAGGGGUCAGCCGAGAGGUCACCGAGCGGGACCUCAUCAGGAUGAGCAGUCAGCGGUGGCAUGGGGUGAACGGCUGCUACGAUAACGGGAAUAACUGGUCAGCGUGAUUUCUGAUUGGCUGUUUUUGCAGUGUGGGCGGUCCUUGUGAGUGGGUGAGAGUAAGCAUUGCUAGUAUGAGAAAAUAAGCUUCGGCUGUGAUAAAAAGGGGGUGUGUUUCCAUGGUAACCCGGCGGCCC